AUGGGGCCGUGCCGGUGGCCGCUGCUCUGGGGCUUCCACGCGGCGCUGGUGCAGGUCGCCGUUCUCGCGGCGGGGCAGCGGCCGCAGGAGAGACCCCCGCGGCCGGCGGGAUGGUCGCCGUCCCCCUCAUCCUCAUGGGCGCCCACCCUGGAGCCGGGAUCGCCGGGGGACAGCGAGGGCUCGGCGGCGGCGCUGGCGUUCCUGCGCACGGGCGAUGCCGAGCGCCUGGCCCGGGCCAACUGCAGCGGGGCUGUCUCGGCGGGGGCCCCCGGGGCCGGGCCCCCCCCGGCGCUGCGGGCAGCCCUGAGAGCCGCCCCCGAGGCUCUGGCCCACGCCGCCAAUUUCCUCAACAUGCUCUUCCAGACCAACGACAUCCGCGAGGCCAGCGUGGCCGAGGACGUGGAGUGGUACCAGGCGCUGGUCCGCAGCCUGGCAGAGGGGCACCCGUGGGUGCGCAGGGCGGUGCUGGCCCUCGACGCCCACCCGCUGGCCCCCAAGCCCCGGCUGAUGCUGCAGGCCACCAAGGGGGACAGCCAGAUCCUGCUGCAGGAUGUUUCCAGCGCCGCUCCCAGCCUGGGCAACCUCAGCUGGGAUAACGAGUGGUUCAACGCCCUCAAGGCGCAGAGGGUCCCGGCGCUCCGCAAGCGGGUGCUCAGCAAUGACCUGCGCAGCCUGGAGACCCCCAAGUGGCAGCGGGGGGACAGUUACGUGGGGGACCCGGGCCACGUGCGCUGGUCCCCGCCGUUCCUGGAGUGCCGCGAGGGCCAGUUCCUGCCCACCUGGGUGGUCACGCUCUCCUCCGCCUUCUACGGGCUCAAGCCGGACCUCAGCCCCGAGUUCAAGGGGGUCGUGCGGGUGGACGUGGAGCUGAGGGAUGUGGCCAUCGACCAGUGCUCCAGCGGGCCGGGCUGGUUCUCGGACACGCAUCGCUGUGACCUCAACAGCACCCAGUGUGUCCCCCAGGAGAGCCGCGGCUUCGUCCUCGGGAGGUACCUGUGCAGGUGCAAGCCGGGUUUUUAUGGGGCCGGCGGAGUGGCCAGCGGUGCCUGGGCAGGUGUGGUGGGCACAGACAGGGGGUCCCGCCUGGGGUGCCGGCCGUGCCACCCGGGCUGUGCCACCUGCGAGGACGACGCUCCCUGCCUGAUCCAGGAGGACCAGGUGCUGCGGGCAGCGGUGCUGUCGUGCCAGGCCUGCUGCAUGCUGGCCAUCUUCCUCAGCAUGCUCGUGUCCUACCACUUCCGACGGAGCAAGAGGAUCCGGACAUCAGGAAUCAUCCUGCUGGAGACCAUCCUCUUCGGCUCCCUCCUCCUCUACUUCCCCGUGUUCAUCCUGUACUUCAAGCCCAGCAUCUUCCGCUGCAUCGUCCUGCGCUGGGUGCGGAUGCUCGGCUUCGCCAUCGUCUACGGCACCAUCACCCUCAAGCUCUACAGGGUGCUGAAGGUGUUCCUGUCCCGCACGGCCCAGCGCGCUCCCUACGUGUCGAGCGGGCGGGUGCUGAGGAUGCUGGCGCCCAUCCUGCUCCUGGUGCUGUGGUUCCUGGCAGCCUGGACCAUCGGGAUGCUGGAGAACAGCCACAAGAACAUCCCGCUGGUCAUCCGUGCCCAGACCAACCGUGGCCUCCACUUCUCCAUCUGUGGCCACGACUGCUGGGAUUACAUGAUGGUCAUUGCCGAGAUGCUGUUCCUGCUGUGGGGCAGCUUCCUGUGCUACGCCACACGUGCCGUGCCCUCGGCCUUCCACGAGCCCCGCUACAUGGGCAUCGCCCUCCACAACGAGCUCAUGGUCUCUGCUGCCUUCCACGUGGUCAGGUUCCUGAUUGUCCCCUCGCUGCAUCCGGACUGGACACUGCUGCUCUUCUUCGCUCACACCCACGGCACCAUCACCAUGACCCUGGCCCUGCUCUUCAUUCCCAAGUUCCUGCACACGGGCUCGCCGCUGCGGGAGGAGAUCACGGCCGAGGUGUACGAGGACGAGCUGGACAUGCGGCACUCGGGCUCCUGCAUGAACAGCAGCAUCGCGUCCGCCUGGAGCGAGCACAGUCUCGACCCCGAUGACAUUCGGGAGGAGCUGAAGAAACUUUACCGACAGCUGGAGGUGCACAAGACGUGGCGGAUGGCGACCAACAACCCUCACCUGGCCAAGAAGCGCGGCUCCCGCCGCAGCCUCGCCCGCUCCAUCCUGCGCCGCGGCGGAGCCGAGCUGCCCGAGAGCGCGUCCCGCCGCAGCAGCGCCGGGGACCGCUCGGGGACCGCGUCCCGCCGCAGCUCCUCGGCCAAGCGGCUCUUGGAUGCCGCAGGGACCAGCCUGAGGAUGCGGGACGAAAGUUCCCGGCGCCGCUCCUCAGCCCUGCGCAAAUCCCGCAGCUCCGAGGGGCCCCCGCGGGAGCCCCGCCGAAGAUCGCGCACCCCCAGCCCGCCCGAGGAGCCUCCGCCGGCGGCCGUGAUAGACCCGGAGCAAUCCGACAGCGACUCGCUGGAUGCCGCCCCGCUCCUGUGCAAAUCGGCCAGCGCCCAAAAUCUGGCGGGGCACUGGCGGCGACCCCCGGGCCGCGCUCCGCCCUUGCAGAAGUCGCACAGCGUUGUCGCCGGGGCUCGGGAAGUGGCGCUGCUGGCAGCCCGGGACGAGUGGCACGGCAGCCGCCACCUCUCCGCGCCGGCCCCGAGGGUCCCCAGCGGCACGGCGACACCGCAGGGCCCCACCGAGAGGGGCUCGCAGGGGGACGUGGCCCUGCUGGGCGACGCCAAGGGACACAAACACGUCACCUACGGGCCCGUCAAGAGCGUCAGCGUUGACAGCGCCCACCCGCCCAGGAGGGUGCGGGUGACCGUGAAGAAAACACCCCCGCCGCCCCCCGUCCGCUACCAGAGCCUGCAGCGCUCGGGGACGCUCGGGGACGGCCCGGAGCCAGCCUCGGGUCCCCCGGCACAGGCGGGAGAAGCGGAGGGGACAGCGGGGGACGAACCGGAGCUCGCGUCCCCCCCGGCAGGGAAGGGCAGGCUGCUGACCCCGAGCGCCACCCCGGCACACGUCUGUCCCUGGGAGCUGGUCCAGGAAGAGAUCCUGAGCAGGAAACAAAAAGCGGCCGAGGCAGCAGAGUCAGGGACUCCCGGUGAUACAGCGGCCACCAGCCCCGGCCCCAAGCCGCCCUCCCAGAAGAGUUUCCGGAGCCUGGGACUCGCCAUCAAAGCCCUGAACCGCUCCAGGGGGAAGAGCAUCCUGAAAGGGAAAAGCGAGGGGAGCCUCAGGAAGACGGGGAGCAGCAGGAGGGAGAAGUCCGGCCUGGCAGAGGCCUCGGCCGUGUCCCUCGGGGAUGUCAGUCCAGACCCCGCUGCCAAAAGCCCCGAGGGGAGCGGGCAGGGCCUCGCUCUCCAGCACAACAACAACGCCGCCAUCCCCGGGGAAGCCGCGGACUGGGGGGACAGCGGGACGGGAGGACGAUGGGACAGUCUGGCCCCAGGGACAGGCGAUGGGGACGAAGCGGCAGAGGAGCCCAGCGCUGCCCGAAGGGACGCGGGUACCGGUGGGAGUCUGGAGCCACCCAGCGCGGGCCACCAAGGAGCCGCACGUCCCGCGGAGGUGGCACGGGUACAGCGCCAGGGAGGGAACGAGACCCCUGCAGUGGAUGUAGGGGAGGACAUUCCCGGAGCCACAGAGGAGGAAGGGACACUCGGGCAGCUCGAGGGGACCGGCGGGUCCUUGCAGCCCCGGGAGCACCCGGAGGAGAAGCAGCCGCCGGUAAAGCCCACCCCGAGCAGCGUGCGGGGCGCGGCGGGGGCGAAGCCGCGGGCCGAGGUUUGUCCGCCCGGAAUGCCGGCAGGAAGGGGAACCUUGCUGCGCCAGGAGGCGAUCGCUGCCCGGGAGGAUGGUGGGAUCCCAGAGAGCCCGGACAAGGCGCUGGGAAAAGGGAGCAGCGAGCCCGAGCCCGAGCGGGGCCCUGGGGGGAGCUGGAGAGGAGCCGGGAGCGCGCAGCGAGAGCUCAGUCCUGGGGGAACGCGGGGAGAUUCCAGCUGCAAAGCAGGAAUCUGCCCUGGGAAGGGCGGCAGUGAGGGGGAUUCUCAGCGCUCUGCGGCAGUGGAAAAACCACCAGAGCUGCCGAGAGAGGCCGAGAGGCAAGCGGAGGGAAGGAGGGCUGAGGUGUGCCCGUGGGAGAGCAGGGAACAGGGAAGGAGUGUCCGAGCAGAAAUCUGCCCCUGGGAUGCAGAGGGGGCUCGGCUGGAGCAGGAGGGGCAGGGAUUCCCCAUACCUGGAGAAGGUGUGGAGCAGCCUGGGAUGGGGCUCGCAGGAAAAACCCUAGCUCGGCUCAAAGCCUCAUCGCAACGGGCUGGAACCACAGAGAGCAAAAAGGCAAACAUCUGUCCCUGGGAGGUGGAGGAUGAGCUGCGCCCAAAAACAGAGAUCUGCCCCUGGGAAGAGGCUCCGGCUCUGUCGGGGAAGGAGAAAUUGAGGCAGGACACACGGGACUUUUCCAAAGGAGAAGAAAAAGUGGAAUCCGGAGCACUGGAAAAAGGAAAGCAGCCCCCAGCUAAACUCCUGCCCAAAUCUCCUUCGGGAAAAUCCCAGAGCUCAGAGAAGGCAGAGAUCUGUCCCUGGGAGACUCAGGAAUCCAAAUCCAGUGACAAAGCUGAAAUCUGUCCCUGGGACUCUCAGGAUCUGAAAUCCAGUGAUAAAGCUGAAAUCUGUCCCUGGGAAUCCCAGGAGUCUAAAUCCAGUGAUAAAGCUGAAAUCUGUCCCUGGGAGGUGACUGAACCUCGGCUGGAGAAAGGAACAGCCCCAGGGAAGGGGACACUCCCAGGAAAAGAAGCCUCCAAAGCUCUGGAGAAGGGGAGCAGAGAGCGAGUGUCCAUCUGUCCUUGGGACAGCCCGGACACGGAGCAGCCCCCGGCCAAACCCUGCACUGGGAGCUCAGAACUGCUCAAAGCAGCUCCAGGGAAAUCCCAGAGCUCGGAGAAGGCAGAGAUCUGUCCCUGGGAGGUUGAAUCCAGUGAUAAAUCCGAGAUCUGUCCCUGGGAAGGGGCUGAACCUCCCUCCCAGCAGCCAAAGGCAAAGCAGGUCCCUGGUGGGGGCUCCAAGGGGGACAAGCGCAUCACGCGCCAGGCAGCGCUGGCCAGCCCGGACAGAUCCCUGGACAGCAGAGAGCGAGUGUCCAUCUGUCCUUGGGACAGCCCAGACACGGAGCAGCCUCUGUCCAAACCCCGCACGGGGAGCUCAGAACUGCUCAAAGCAGCACCAGGGAAAUCCCAGAGCACAGAGAGCCUGAGGGCAGAGAUCUGUCCCUGGGAGACUCAGGAAUCCAAAUCCAGUGACAAAGCUGAAAUCUGUCCCUGGGAGUCUCAGGAUCUGAAAUCCAGUGAUAAAACUGAAAUCUGUCCUUGGGAGUCACAGGACUCUAAAUCCAGUGACAAAGCUGAAAUCUCUCUCUGGGAGGUGGUUGCACAUCAGCUGGAGAAAACAGCAACCCCAGGUAAGAAGAGACUCCCACGAAAACAAACCACCAGAGCUCUGGAGAAGGGGAGCAGAGACAGGGAAUCCAUCUCUCCUUGGGACAGCCCAGACACGGAGCAGCCUCUGUCCAAACCCCGCACGGGGAGCUCAGAACUGCUCAAAGCAGCUCCAGGGAAGUCCCAGAGCACAGAGAGCCUGAGGGCAGAGAUCUGUCCCUGGGAGACUCAGGAAUCCAAAUCCAGUGACAAAGCUGAAAUCUGUCCUUGGGAGUCACAGGACUCUAAAUCCAGUGAUAAAGUGACUGAACCUCGGCUGGAGAAAGGAACAGCCCCAGGGAAGGGGACACUCCCAGGAAAAGAAGCCUCCAAAGCUCUGGAGAAGGGGAGCAGAGAGCGAGUGUCCAUCUGUCCUUGGGACAGCCCGGACACGGAGCUGCCCCCGGCCAAACCCUGCACUGGGAGCUCAGAACUGCUCAAAGCAGCUCCAGGGAAAUCCCAGAGCUCGGAGAAGGCAGAGAUCUGUCCCUGGGAGGUUGAAUCCAGUGAUAAAUCCGAGAUCUGUCCCUGGGAAGGGGCUGAACCUCAGCUGGUGAAAGGAACUGACCCAAGUAAGGAGAAGCUUCCAGCAAGAGAAGCUUCCAGAGUUUUGGAGACGGGGAGCAGAGACCGAGAGUCCAUCUGUCCAUGGGAGAGCCCGGACACAGAGGAGCUCUCCCUGAAAACUGCAGUGGGAAAGGAGCCAUUCAAGAAAUCCAGCAGCAGGGAGAGCAGGAAAUCUGAAAUUUGCCCCUGGGAAGCAGCAGAGCCCCUUGGGUCAGAGGAGGAAACCUCCCAGCCAGGUGUGCAGCCACAGGGAGCCCACCGAGUUUCCUCCGCUCUGUCUCCAACACUUGUAGAAAAAUCCAGGGGCAGAUCCCACAGAGAAGCUGAGCACAAGCCCCUGUGCCGGCUCCAGCCCAGCAUCCAGCACCCAGGGGUGGGCAGCAGCUGCAGCCCCAGCACUGGCCUGGCUCAGGUUUGUCCUUGGGAAGCUGGAGAGGCUCCAUCAGCACCCACCAAGCCCAGCUCGGACACGAGGAAAAGCUCCGAGGUGUGUCCAUGGGAGGAGGAGAGCACGGAUCGCUCACGGUCCUGCCCCGGGCAGGGCAGAGCUGGGGGGAGCCCCCGGGAUGAGGGUGGGGUGUGA
This is a messenger RNA of Cinclus cinclus, 6627 nucleotides long. RefSeq names its product G protein-coupled receptor 179 (gene GPR179). The transcript is spliced from 12 exons. Gene Ontology annotation, biological process: G protein-coupled receptor signaling pathway. Gene Ontology annotation, cellular component: membrane. The coding region runs from base 1 to 6627 and encodes 2208 amino acids. The record is from RefSeq and is a predicted model, not a curated record. Gene Ontology annotation, molecular function: G protein-coupled receptor activity. Lineage: Eukaryota; Metazoa; Chordata; Aves; Passeriformes; Cinclidae.